GCUAAGCGCUGCUAACCCAGGCUGAGCUUACGGGGACUCAACUUUCCCCGAGACCUGGGCGGCCCCUGCUGGCAGGAGAGGGCCGUGCAAAGGGCCGGAGGGGAAGAGAAAACAAGAGGGAUUUAUUGUGAAAUCCGACCUUGUGCCAGGAAAAGGGUGUGAAGCUACAGACCCCGGGGCGACACCCAUCCCCGGCUGGCGGCUCGGCCACCCUGGACUCAGCCGGCCAUGGAGAGCUCGGUGGCCCCCUGCGUCCUCUACCCGGCGGAUGACCAGGUCCGCGGGGCGGGGGCCGAGCCCGGGGGCGCCUUCGCCCCCGGGGAGCGAGACCCGGCCGGGGCUCCGGGGGAGGACGCCGCACCCCCGCCGCAGACGCCCUGCGGUCUGAGCGCGUCGCUGUGCUUCAGCUCCGCGGAGGACGAGGCCCCGCCGCGGGCCCGCGCCGUGCCCGCCGCCGCCGCCGCCGCCUCCCCGCCGCCCGGCCACCGCGGCGUGGUGGAGACGCAGCGGGAGCUGGGCGCGAGCGCCGAGCCCGCGUCCCCGGAGGAGGAGGAGGAGGAGGAGGAGGAGGAGCUCACGUCCCUAGCCGCGUCCCCGGAGGAGGGGCCCGCGUCCAGCCAGGAGCCCGCGUCCCCGGAGCAGGAGGAGGAGGAGGAGGAGCUGGAGCCCGCGCCCCCCGGCGCCGCGCUCGCCCUCGGGGAGCCCGACCUGGUCCUGGAGGUCGCGGGCCGGCGGCUGCGGGCGCACAAGGCGGUGCUGGCGGCGCGCAGCGACUACUUCCGCGCGCGCGCGUCGCGGGACGUGCUGCGGGUGCCGGGCGUGGGGCUGGCGGCGCUGCGCCUGCUGCUGGCCGACGCCUACAGCGGGCGCAUGGCCGGCGUGCGGCCCGACAACGUGGCCGAGGUGGUGGCGGGCGCGCGCCGCCUGCAGCUGCCCGGCGCCGCGCAGCGCGCCACCGAGGCCGUGGCGCCGCAGCUGAGCCUGGACAACUGCGUGGCGGUGCUGGGCGCGGCCAAGCGGCGGCGGCUGGCGGAGCUGCGCGACGCCGCCUACCGCUUCAUGAGCGACCACUACCUGGAGGUGCUGCGCCGGCCCGCCGUCUUCGGGAGCCUGUCCGGGGCCGAGCGCGACCUGCUGCUGCGCCAGCGCCUGCGCUCGGGCCGCGCCUGCCUGCUGGCCGCCGCGCUGGCGCCCGCCGCCGGGGAGCGCGCGAGCAGCCGCCCGCAGAGCCCGUCGGGGGGCGAGGCGGGGGCGCGCGGCGGGGGCGGUGGGGACGCGGCGGGGGCGCGCGGCGGGGGCGGCGGGGACGCGGCGGCCGUCCACCGCUUCUGCGCGGCGGCGGGCGCGUGGCGCGAGCUGGCCCCGCUCCCCGAGGGCGCCCCGGCGCGCGGCUGCGGCCUCUGCGUGCUCUACAACUACCUCUUCGUGGCGGGCGGCGUGGCGCCCGCGGGCCCCGACGGCCCGGCGCGCCCGUCCGACCGCGUCUUCUGCUACAACCCGGCCACGGGCCGCUGGAGCGCCGUGCGCCCGCUGCGCCAGGCGCGCUCGCAGCUGCGGCUGGUGGCCCUGGACGGGCACCUGUACGCGGUGGGCGGCGAGUGCCAGCUCGGCGUGGAGCGCUACGACCCGCGCGCCGACCGCUGGGCCGCCGCCGCCCCGCUGCCCCGCGGCGCCUUCGCCGUGGACCCCGAGGCCGCCGUCUGCCACGGCGACCUCUACCUGUCGGGCGGCUCGCUCUUCGGCCGCCUGCUCCGCUACGACCCGCGGCGCGACGAGUGGCACGAGUGCCCGGGCAGCGGCGGCCGGGGCCGCGCGGCCGGCCUGGUGGCCCUGGGCGGCUGCCUCUACCGCUUCGAGCUGUGCGGGGCGCGGGGCGACGCGCCGGCGGGCGCCGGGGUCCGCGUCUCCCGCUACCACUGCGUGGCCCGGCGCUGGAGCCGCGGCGCCGCGAGCCUGCGCCCGCCCGGCCCGCCCGGCCCGCCCCAGCCCUUCCGCUGCGCCGCCCUGGACGGCGCCGUCUACUGCGUGAGCCGCGCGGGCACCUGGCGCUUCGUGCCCGCCGCCGCCGCCGCCGACGGGGAGCCCGCGCCCGACGCGGGGCCCGACGACGGCCGCUUCGAGGCCGAGCCGCUCGGGCCCGGGCCGGACGCCCGCGGGGUGCUGGUCCCCUUCGUGCUCCGCCUGCCCGAGCGGUCAGACCCGGAGGAGCAGGGGGCGGCCUAGGCCGGGCGCCGCGGCGGGGCGGGGCGGGGACCCGGCCCGCUCCCUGAGCGCGGUGCGGGCCGUCCGGGCCCCCGUGCGGGGCCGCGCGCGGCGCUCCCGUUCAGCGCCCCUUUUUGCUGUGCUUUGCUUAGCUUAGUGGAGACCACGCAUGGGACGUGCGAUUGUGCAGUAGCUUUGCGGAUGGGCCGCGGGAUGCUUGGGGGGUCGG
Molecule: messenger RNA, 2431 nt
Organism: Perognathus longimembris pacificus (Pacific pocket mouse)
Lineage: Eukaryota; Metazoa; Chordata; Mammalia; Rodentia; Heteromyidae
Gene: Kbtbd11
Product: kelch repeat and BTB domain containing 11
Exons: 2
Coding region: 229-2223 (664 amino acids)
Molecular function (GO): protein binding
Source: RefSeq, a predicted model, not a curated record